Messenger RNA from Staurois parvus, 317 nucleotides. NCBI's taxonomy places the organism in Eukaryota, Metazoa, Chordata, Amphibia, Anura, Ranidae. The record is from the annotation of a GenBank genome assembly.
AUGGGGCCCCUGUGUCCUUGCCCAAAGUCAAAAAAGCCUAUGGAAAAGGACCUGUUAAUGCGUUUCACACAGGGGCGGACUGACAACUCAUGGGGCCCCCGGGCAAUAGGGGAUCAUGGGGCCCCUGUGUCCUUGCCCAAACUCAAAAAAGCCUAUGAAAAAGGUACCAGGGGCAUCUCAUGGGUCCCCCUACUGACCCCGGUCCCUCGGGCAGUGCCCGAGUUUCCAAAAGGUCAGUCCGCCCCUGGUUUCACAUGAUCUCGUGCUUAAUCAUGGUUAUGAUUCAGUAUGAAAAGUGUAAACCUCCUGCGCUACUA